AUGUCUAAAAAGAAACUGAAGAAAUCAAUGGGAAAGGAAGACUGUUUGGAUGGCCAGGAUAACAAAAACUCUGAAGACACAAGAUCUUACAAACAUACUAUGAAAGGAGAGACAGAGUUUCAGAGAUUCAAAACAGAGAAAGAUGGGGAAGAGAAGAAGAAAGACAAACAUUCUACUAUUCCUCAUGUCACCGGUGGGAGAUCCCAAGAGAAAUCUCCAAAUAGAAGCAAAACCACAGACAAUGCGUUAAUCCAAACUGAAAAGCAAAAGAAAAUAGUUAUUCAGUUUAAAGCCAAAGAAAUUAAACAUGGGAAAAGUACACGCACUCCUGAUGUAGUAACUGCUAGCAGGGAAGGUCGUUUUGGUGGGACAGAGGGAAAAAGACUCUGGCAUAGCUUUGAGCUUCAGAGGGACAAGGCACGAAAGAAAAAGAUGGAGAAAGUUGAACUUUGCAAACUAAAGUUAAAAGCAGAAAAAACUAUGUUGGAAAAGUUGAAGUCAUCUGUGUAUGAAUCUCACAUAACAGGUAGAAAGGCAGAUGGAUCAAAAAAACAGAGUGAGGACGUCAGGAUUCCAAAAAAAUCGCCUGACACCUCUGCAGGGAGUGCAUGUGAUGAUAGGCCUUUCACUAUAAAGCCAAAUACAUCACCUAGGACUUGGGAAGAAGAAGAUGAAGAAAAAUGUAGGGAAUUUUCUAAGAAAAAACGGCAUGCAAAUAAACAGGCACCGUCACGCUCUUCAACUGAAACAGCACAACAGUGGGACUCCUAUAAACGGAAAAAAAGGGAUGCUGAUUUCAAGAAAGCUACUGGCAAUUCAGGGACUGAAGCAAGGGACUUUGAAGCCACAGCAUUAUGUUUUAAGCAGAAUGUUGAGGUUCCAUGCACAUCUGACUCCUACCGAGGAAGUAAGGUCAUAAAGUCUCAAGACAGUCAGAGCCCAGAAACAGACCAAGAGAUGCAAAUAGUUGAAGAUUUGCAUGUUGCUCGUGUUCAGAAGAGGGUGGCACCAUCUGCAGUACAAACAUACGGAGAACUUACAAGUAUGGAAAUAGAUCUUCCUGAACAGAAUUUAAAUACUUCUGCUGAGGCUUUUACUUCUGGUUUGAACAUACUAGUGGUGAUUGACACAAAUAUAAUGAUUAGUCACCUUGACUUUGUCAGAUCCCUGAAAUCUGCAAAUAUACCAGGCAUUGACAGACUUGCCUUAAUAAUUCCCUGGGUUGUUCUGCAAGAGUUGGACAACUUGAAGAAGGGGAAAGUGUUGCAGCAUGUUUGGGACAAAGCUGUCCCAGCAGUUCAGUUCAUCCACACGUGCCUCAAAAACCAAGAUUCAAAACUGUGGGGGCAAUCCAUGCAGCUUGCUUCUCAAAAAAUAUAUAGCCUGCAUGACGAGAACAACGAUGAUCGGGUUUUACAAUGUUGUCUGCAGUAUCAGAAGCUCUUUCCUCAAGCUGUUGUCAUACUCUGCACGGAUGAUAAAAAUUUAUGUAGUAAAGCCAUUGUGAGUGAAGUCAAGGCAUUCUGCAAAGCUGAUUUGGUUACUGCUCUAGAGAAUCUGAACAUUGACAGGUGCCGGAACAGUGCUGAGCUGCAACAGUCAAAGCCUGAUUCAGAACUUGACACAACAGAAGGAGGUGAUGCUGAUCUUAUGGCGCAAUUCCCAAAUAUGCUUCUAGACCUUGAAAAGAACUUGGGAGAAGCUUUAUCUUGCAUUUUGGAGACUGAAAUGAAAAUUGCAUAUGGAAACCUAUGGAUGGAGAUACUGUAUCUGAAGCCACCGUGGACAUUAGCAAACUUGCUGAAGUGUUAUAAAAAGCACUGGAUGGCUGUUUUUGGUUACGUUGUGCGAAGGAGUUUACUUUCAACAGUUGAAUGUCUCUCUGAACACCUUUGCACAGGUGAACUAGUUGACUCCUCAACAGCACGUAUCUUGCUCCAGGAAUCCAAAAAGUUACUCCAUGCUUUCAGUUCAAGGUCAGACUAUAAUGGUGUGCUUCCCCAGGCAUAUGCUCAAGUGAAUAAGCUCUACCAAACACUUACUGAGGUGAGGUCAGACAGCGAGCAGAAUAUAACAGAAAAUGCUGUAUGUGAAAAAAUGGAAGCAAUGACACCGAUUCAGCAAAACACUGAAGAAAAGUUACAUUCAAGCUUUCAUGUGGCUCAAGAAAACAGGCACCAGGAAAUCUGGUCAGUCCUUGAAGGUGUAUGGAGUACAAUAAACUUGUACAGUACUGAAAUUUUCCAAAAGUUGGACUCCAGCACCAUAGCUGUGACUGCAAAGGCUUCAUUUGAAGAAGCUUUUUUAGGCCUGCAGAAACUGUUGGCAGCUGUGAACGAUGUCCGAGAAGGCAUCAGUAGAAUUUUGACCCCAGCCAGUAGUUUCCAAGAUAUUUGGACCCUCUAUAACUUCCUCAUAAGCAACGAGAUAAACAGCAGUAUAAAAUUCACUGCUGAGGAGCUUUAUGAGUGUGUUUCACAGAAGAUAUAUCGGGAGAGGUUGGAAGUGGGGUGCUGCCAGCUAGCCCAGCUGGAACACACCAUCAAGCAGUGUCAGGCAUCAGUUCAUGCAGAGGCCAAGAACAGGGGCUGGCUGUGA
This is a messenger RNA of Apaloderma vittatum (bar-tailed trogon), 2598 nucleotides long. It is a transcript of the gene SWT1, whose product is annotated as SWT1 RNA endoribonuclease homolog (S. cerevisiae). The coding region runs from base 1 to 2598 and encodes 865 amino acids. Gene Ontology annotation, cellular component: nucleus. The transcript has 17 exons. The record is from RefSeq and is a predicted model, not a curated record. NCBI's taxonomy places the organism in Eukaryota, Metazoa, Chordata, Aves, Trogoniformes, Trogonidae.